Messenger RNA from Pneumocystis carinii B80, 1491 nucleotides. RefSeq lists its product as hypothetical. NCBI's taxonomy places the organism in Eukaryota, Fungi, Ascomycota, Pneumocystomycetes, Pneumocystales, Pneumocystaceae. Gene Ontology annotation, biological process: retrograde transport, endosome to Golgi. Gene Ontology annotation, cellular component: Golgi apparatus; membrane. The record is from RefSeq and is a predicted model, not a curated record. The coding region runs from base 38 to 1447 and encodes 469 amino acids. The transcript has 8 exons.
GGGAAACUUAAUAGAAAGCCGUAAACAAUGUUCUGGAAUGUAUGGGAGAAAUAAGGUUAACAAGAAGCCGUCAUCUAUUGAGGUUUUAUUUAGUAAGACUCAAAAGGAAUAUGAAGGAGUCUAUAUUGUUAUAUUUGAAUGGGAAGAUAUAAGAUAUUUUGGAAAAAAAUUACCAAAUAAUAAGACGGUUUUUAUAUGUGAUGAAUAUGCUAUAUCGAAUGGAUUAUGUGAAGAAAAAGAUAAUAAUUCAUUUCUUGUAAAUACAGAAAUGAAGAAUAUACCGACGAUUUUUAUGAAGAAGAUUGAUAUUAAGAAUACAACGAGAGUAAAAUAUGAUGUAAAAUAUACAGGGUAUUAUUGUGUUGGUUUGAUACCAAUACCAUUUUCUAAAUAUUAUGCUACAAUUAAUUGGAAUAAUUAUUAUGGUAAACUUCCAGCGCCAGAAUAUCCUAAAUUGGUUAUGUAUGGUUUUCUUUCAGGAAUAUAUUUGUUUAUUGGAAUUUUUUGGGGAAUUUUGUGUAUUAAACAUAGAAAAAAUAUUCUUUCAGUUCAAAAAUAUAUUACAGGUAUUAUUAUUAUUCUUAUAAUUGAAAUGAUGGUGUUAUGGGGAUAUUAUAAAUAUGUGAAUAUUAAUGGAUAUGAUUCUGGGUCUUUUAUUUAUCUUUCAGCCAUUGCACUUAUCACAGCAACUCGUAGUUCAUUAUCAUUUUUUAUACUUCUUAUUGUUUCUAUGGGUUAUAGUAUAGUCAAACCAACUUUGGGACCUACAAUGAUAAAAUGCAAAUUAUUAGCGGUAUUUCAUUUUCUAUUUUCUGCUAUUAAUAUAAUAGUAUCGUCUUUUUAUCAUUGGAUAAAUUUUCUCCCAAUUAUAAUUACAUCAUUAUCUUUAUCAACUCUUACAUUUAUCACAUUUUAUUUAUGGACAAUAUUUUCUUUAAAUCAAACUAUAAUUGAUUUGGAUCAUCGUAAACAAUACACUAAAGGUUUUAUAUAUAAGAAAUUGCGGAUAUCCUUAGUUUUUACUAUUAUUUUAAUAAGUAUUUACACUAUUAUUAAGUCUAUAUUUAUUUAUCGUGAAAAUCUUAAAUUAUUUGCACCAUUAUAUUGGAGAAUUAGAUCGCUUGUAUUAUAUGGUUUUCUAGAUAUAUUAUAUUUAAUUGUUUUUAUUACAAUUAUUGUUUUAUGGAGACCUGCUAUUAGUAAUAUCAGACUUGCUAUAAGUGAUGAAGUUGUUCAAGAUGAUGAUUUUGAAGUUGAUGAUUUAGAUUUUAGUGGAACUGGAAAUUCUUCUCCAAAUAGUUCAAAUAAAGCAUCUCAGGAAUUUUUCAAUGAUAUUAAAAAGCCAUCAAAUAAAAUGAAAAAGAAUUCUACCGCAUCUGAACGUAUGUUUUCCAUUGAUGAUGGACAGUUUCAUGAAACAAAUGAAGAAAAAGUAAAUUUAAAAUAAAUUAUUUUAAUACUUUUUCAAGAUUAUAGUUAUAAAAAGCAUGU